Molecule: messenger RNA, 3644 nt
Organism: Monopterus albus (swamp eel)
Lineage: Eukaryota; Metazoa; Chordata; Actinopteri; Synbranchiformes; Synbranchidae
Product: suppressor of tumorigenicity 14 protein homolog
Exons: 15
Coding region: 1-2115 (704 amino acids)
Biological process (GO): proteolysis
Molecular function (GO): protein binding; serine-type endopeptidase activity
Source: RefSeq, a predicted model, not a curated record
AUGGCGAUCCAGAGGGCCAGCCCAGAGAGGCUGCAGCGCAGGCUUCCUGACAGCAACAAAGUGCAGCGAGACAGCUGCAACGAGCAGCGCUACUACAUGGAGCAAGAUGACAACAUGCUCCACCUGCUGGAAGAAAGACCAGACAAGAUUAAGAAUCUGAAUAGCAUCCAGACUGGAAAAUGGCAACUCGGUUUCCAAGCAAUGUCCUUUGACCUCUAUGCCAAAUAUGGUAACAACCGCACCCUGAGCCUCGUUAGCCCCAAGAAGCCAUACUACCAGUGGCGCCUACGUGUACCAUCGGGUCACGUGGUUCGACUGGUCAUCCUCACCCUGCAUGGCGCCACCCCAGGAAGUUGCACUUCCCACAAGCUCUCAGCUUAUGAUUUCCUGCUUCCUUUACAAAACAAAAUAAUUGCCAGGUGGUGUGGGCUGCCUCUCUCAGGCUCAUCUCCAGUCAUGAAGCUGACAUCCUCUGGGAAUGUGAUGUUGGUCACCUUCUCCUUCAGCAGGCAGAGGGAUGGAGCAAUCUUCAAAGCAUACUUCCAGGCCAUCCCAAAAGCAGGUUGUGGAGGAUCAAUUUCCUCCUGGAAUGGCUCGAUUUCCUCACCCUACUACCCCUCCUAUUACCCUCCUAAUAUAGACUGCACCUGGACCCUACAGGCACCAUUGCCAGGGUACCUGAUUUCCAUGACUAUAGUGACAAUGGACAUUCAAGAUUUCCCAUCAUCAGACAGCUGUGAGAAAGACUGGCUAGACAUUGGAGGGGUCAAACUGUGUAACCCAGUGUCAGACAGCAGCAAAAAGCGAGUCUAUUCCUCUCCUCUCUCUCUCCACUUCCACUCCGAUGAAUCUCACACUCACAAGGGCUUCUACUUACUCUAUCGAGCCUUUUCCCCUGAGGGCACUUGUCCUCGCCAGUUUCGCUGUGGAGAUGGACACUGUAUCCCUCUCAGGAAGGUGUGUGAUGGAGUUAAGGAUUGCUCAGAUGGACGGGACGAGACUAAAUGCUCAUCCUGCAGGCCAGGGGAAGUGCUGUGUGGCAACGGUCAGUGCAAACCUCAAAGCAGCCAGUGUGUGAGCCAGAGCACCUGUACAGACAGCAGUGAAGAGGGCACCUGUGGAGGUAAAUGCUACCAUGUGUGUCCCAACAAGGUGUGUUUGCCAAAGUCUUCUGUGUGUGAUGGUGUCAUUGACUGUAAAGACCGCAGUGAUGAACUCAACUGUACCAGAGCAUACCUUAAAAGCUGCUCCUUGUCUUCCUACAAAUGUGCCAAUGGAAAGUGCAUUAGUAAAGUCAAUCCUGAGUGUGAUGGAGUAAAAGACUGUUUUGACGGCUCAGAUGAACUGCGCUGUGGCUGUGGAAUCAGGCCCAGGAAGCGUACUAAGAUAGUGGGUGGCUCUGAUGCUGGAACUGGAUCAUGGCCAUGGCAGGUCAGCCUCCAGAUGGAUAACUAUGGCCAUGUCUGUGGAGCCACGCUCAUCUCCAGCCGCUGGCUCAUCUCUGCAGCUCACUGCUUUCAGGACUCAGAUGCCAUUAAAUACUCAGAUUCUCGUGCAUGGCGGGCCUUCAUGGGAAUGCGUGUGAUGACCACGGGUAACAACGGCGCAGCCACGAGACCAAUUAGACGGAUCCUUCUCCACCCACAGUAUGACCAGUUCACCUCUGACUAUGACAUCGCCCUUCUCGAGCUCGGCACUCCCGUCUUCUUCAAUGAUUUGAUGCAACCUGUGUGCAUCCCUGCCUCCUCACACACCUUCACCACAGGGACCAGCUGCUAUGUCACAGGUUGGGGAGUCCUCAUGGAGGACGGUCAGCUGGCCUCUCGCUUACAAGAGGCCUCAGUGAAGAUCAUCAACAGGAACACCUGUAACAAGCUGUAUGAUGACGCAGUUACUCCCAGGAUGCUGUGUGCUGGGAAUCUGCAGGGAGGGGUAGACGCCUGCCAGGGUGACUCAGGAGGUCCACUGGUGUGUCUGGAGCAUGGCAGGCGAUGGUUCCUGGCGGGGAUCGUGAGCUGGGGUGAAGGUUGCGCACGCCAGAAUCGUCCCGGCGUUUACACACAGGUGGUCAAGUUCACUGACUGGAUCCGUCAACAGACUAAAGGACAGGUGUGACUGAACACCAGACUAACAUGACAGACUUAACACACAGUAUGAAGGUUACAGACCUGGAGUCUAUCUUCACACUGUUGUCAGUACUGCAAGACAGCCAUUCAGUCACAGUCACUAUGGCAGCGGGCUAGUGGCGGCAUUAUCCCGGGUCCAAACCAAACAACUUCUUUCCUGUUUCCACUAGAAAACAUCGACAGUGGCCAUUCACACAAAAAAAUAAGCACUUGACCUGUACAUUAAAUGAACUUGCCUUUGGUUCACCACACAUAAAUGUUUGAACUUGGGUGGAAUACCUUUCUCAAUAUACCCAAAUAUGAUGCAAGACUUGCUGCAAAAUUACCCUGGGUUCUGUAAUGUAAGAGACUUUACUCUUAGAUUUUGGUUUUUUGCUGCCUGCACAUAUGUAGACUGAUCAGAGUGUUAGCAUACAGUGGUACCAUCACAAAUACUGGUAAGUGCUACUUGCCUUUUGGUAAAUAUUAGGAUCUAAAUGUUCCUCUACUUUAUUAGAUGAAAAAUACCUAGCACUCAAUAUUUUUUGUUUUAAGAAGAUGAAAUUCAUCACAGAAACAUUAAGAACACUGAGGCGAAAAUCAGGUUAUUGUAAAUGCCACUUGCUGCACAAAUCUGUGAUUCCUAUGCUUAACAGCAUUUUAUUUCCAUUUUCUCCAAAUUUCUGCUCACAACUUUCUCUCAUGUAAAGCUCAUUCUACGCCGCACUUUCCACAAGAGUACCUCCGUCUGCUUGAAGCAAAAAGCACAAUGUUCUGGAUAAAUUGUUCUGCUUGCAGAGAAUCCUCAAAAACAGGGAUUUACUGUUGCUUUGUCAACACCUGUUGUACUUUACAUCAAAGACCAAUCAAAAGCCGAUGAACAGGUCAGUGGCCUCUUUAUUCUGCAGACAUCAAACUUCAGAACAAAUCUGAUGCUGUCCAAAGUACAAACACAAACCAGGUUGUGCUGUGUAUGUAAAUGUGUUCCUAAUAUUUCUGCCCUGCUCUUGUGCCUGUCACAGCUACAUUAUCCACUGUGGACUUGGUGACCAAAAGCUCCCAUAGAUAUGUGACUGUGUAAUUUUGCCCUCAUCUACAUUUGUCCAUGUACUGUAUGUUGUUUUUGUACUGUAUGUUGUGAAUGUGCCUUUUUAUAUCAUGUUUAUCUGAGUCAUAGCCUUAUGCUGAUAGGAGGUGGUGAUAUACUUUGCAUUUCAUAUUUAGUGUGAUGUUUUAAUUUAUCUUUAUUGUGCCGCCUUUCUUCUACUUGCUCCGUGGAAAGACUGAACACAGCUCUGUUAAAACCAUGAUGCAGUUGAUGCUGGUUUAAGGGACAAAUAUAGUUAUCAAGGAAAAUCCCUACCAACCAUUGUUUUUAUGCAAAUACUCUUUUCUUUUUCCAUUCUCCCCCUCUCUACCUUUUCAUUCAGCUCACAUCACCAUCCAGUGGCCAGUCUGUACCACUGCCUCUUUUGCUAUCUUUCCUAAUACUCAUAUGAUUUUAAUAACAUUAAGUUUGCACCACUGGUCAAGGAUAUC